GUGGGGCUCCCGCCUGGCCCGGACACGGACACAUGCACAGCCCUCUCCCCGCGCAGAUGCCCACACUUGCGAUGCAGUGGGUCCCAGCACCAGAGGCCUCGCGGGGCAGCUGCACAAGCCAAGGAGCCAACCCCCGGCAGCCACUCGCCGGCACCCACCGGGCCUGGGUGAGGAGGAGAAUGAGCAGAGCCCAGGCCCCGGGCGGGGCCAUCCCUGGCCGUGGGGAGCUGGGAGCAGGGCUGCCAGGUGUGCCCACCUUCACCUCACCUGAGCGGCCCCAGCAGCGCCAGCCGAGUCCUCUCUGGCUGCAGACCUCGCCCUGGGGCCACCCUCGCCGCAGACCUCUCCUAGCAGCAGCCCCUCACCACUGGCCUCUUCUGAAGUCCAAUCCCCUCUCUCUAGGAGUGAUAAAGCGUCGUGCCCCUGAGGUCCGUCCGAACCGUCGCUGUGCACUAGUUCAUUCCUCUUCACUGCCCGGGGUGCUCCACGGCGCGGACGGACAGACCACUGGCGGCGUAGCCUUUCACCCGCCGGAGAACACGCAGGUUGUUUCAGCUUCGGCUGUUCCGUAUAAAGCUGCUCUGGACACGUGUGCGCGCAUUGUCAUGUGGGCACGGCUUUCAUUUUACUGGAAUAAAUGCCCAGCAGUGUGAUUGCCGAGUCACGCGGAAAAUGUAUGUUUAGUUUCUUACGAAGCCGCCACUGUUUUCCCUUGUCGGUGCCCCUGUGCGUUCCCACCAGCAGUGGGGGAUCCAGUUCCUCUGCGCCCUCGCCAGCAUUUGGUGUGGUCGCUGUCUUUAAUUCCAGCUCUCCUACCAGGUGUGUGACGGUCACCGUCUCCUGUGUUCAGUGGCUGUCAUGAGGUCUCAUCGGUGAGAUUCCUCUUGUCUCCUUUGCUCAUUUCAUACCUGGAUGGUAUGAUUUUUUCACCGUGGGGUUUCAAGACUUGUCUGUAUGUUCUGGAUACGGGUCCUUGGUCAGAUACGUGAUUUGCAAAUAUUUUCUCCCUCUGGGACUUGUCUUUUCAUCCUCUUAACAGAGUCUUUUGCAGAACAAAAGUUCUACUUUUGAUGAAGUCAAAUUUGUUGAUUUUUUUUUAAAUGAAUCAUGCUUUUUCUCUAAGGAGCCUUCACCAAGCCACGGGUCCCAAAGAUUUUCUCCUGCAUUCUCCUAAAAGUUUUUUAGUUUUACAUUUUACAUUUAAAUCCCCAUAAUCCAUUUCGAGUCAGGUUUUUAUGAGGUGUGAGGUUUAGGUCACAGUUCACUUCUUUGCCUGUGGACGUGCAAUUUCUCCAGCACCGUUUGUUGAAAAGACCGUCCUUCCGGCUUCCCGUGGCCUCCACAGGCCUCCGACCCUCCCCAACCCCUCCCCUCCCCGACCCUGAGUUAGCUGCUCGGGGCCUGUCCCCUCGGCCCACCGGGUGCCCUCACCCCUCGGACACCAGCUGUGUUGGCACGUCUUUCUCAGCACCCCUCAGACGGCCACCUGCACGCUCUGGACCUCUCGUGGCCCCCCUGUCCCCAACGCCUGGGGCCGCCCCCACGCCCAGUCCUGGGCCUGGCAGGGGUGUGGAGCAUGACCAGCUGACAGGUGGGCUCCUCCCCAUGCUCCCCCUCCUCAUGUGGCCCCUUCUCAGGAGCAGCCAGGCCCUUUGUCCUCCUGGCCUCACAUUUCGCUUGUCUGUUUGAGGAGAAAGCAGGAAUAAUUUGAAGCCAAAGGCUCGGCUGCUUGUUUCAACAGCCCCCUCCUGUCUCUGAACGAGAGGAAGCUGAGGGUCUGGAGGAGAAGAGCAGAGGGAAUGUUUUCAAAGACAAAGGACCCCAGAACAGCAGCCUGAGGAAGCACCCUGGGGGUGAGGGUGGGGCCCUGGGCGCGGGCUCCCUAGCUGGGCAAAGGCCCUGGCACCCGCAGGUGUGGAAGCAGCGGGCCCACCAGCAGACCCUGGGCCGAUCCCACAUUUUCCAGGCUAUACUUCCGCUUUACAGAUUGGGGCGGGA
Messenger RNA from Equus caballus (horse), 1998 nucleotides. The record is from RefSeq and is a predicted model, not a curated record. NCBI's taxonomy places the organism in Eukaryota, Metazoa, Chordata, Mammalia, Perissodactyla, Equidae.